Messenger RNA from Nothoprocta perdicaria, 4352 nucleotides. It is a transcript of the gene TAB3, whose product is annotated as TGF-beta activated kinase 1 (MAP3K7) binding protein 3. The coding region runs from base 121 to 2163 and encodes 680 amino acids. Gene Ontology annotation, molecular function: ubiquitin binding. The record is from RefSeq and is a predicted model, not a curated record. The transcript is spliced from 7 exons. Gene Ontology annotation, cellular component: extracellular exosome. NCBI's taxonomy places the organism in Eukaryota, Metazoa, Chordata, Aves, Tinamiformes, Tinamidae.
CCGCCGCUGGAGCAGAGGCCCUCGCGCAGCACGAAAAUGCCAGAAGCAUCAGAAGAUCAUAAUCACUGGAAGGCCUAUUGACUUCCAUUUUUUGAUAAUCUGGAACACCACCAGUCUGGCAUGGCGCAGGGCAGUCAACAGCUCGAUAUGCAGCUACUCCAUGAUCUCCGGCAACGUUUCCCUGAGAUUCCUGAAGGUGUGGUGUCUCAGUGCAUGCUUCAGAACAACAACAAUCUAGAUGCCUGUUGUCGAGCCCUUGCACAGGAGAGCAACAAGUACUUAUAUAUGGAGUACCACAGCCCUGAUGACACCAGAAUGAAUAGAAAUAGCCUUUUGCACAUUAAUCUGGGCAUUCAUCCUCAUACCAGCUAUCAUGCAGGGGAUGGAGCUCAACUUAAUGGUGGUCGUACACUGGUACAUAGCUCAAGCGAUGGACAUAUUGAUCCGCAACGCACAGCAGGUAAACAGCUGAUAUGCUUAGUUCAAGAACCACAUUCUGCUCCCGCUGUUGUGGCAGCUUCUCCUAAUUACAAUCCAUUUUUCAUGAAUGACCAGAAUAGAAAUGCAGCUACUCCUCCUCCACAGCCACCUCCACAGCCAUCUUCCAUACAACCAGGAAUGAACACGUCUGCUAUGCAAGGCCCUCCUCCUACGUAUAUGCACAUACCUCGGUACAGUACAAAUCCCAUUACUGUUACAGUAUCACAAAACCUCCCCUCUGGACAAAGUGUACCCAGAGCUCUACAAAUUCUUCCACAGAUUCCAAGCAAUCUUUAUGGGACUCCUGGCUCAAUUUAUAUACGACAGACAUCUCAAAGUUCUUCAGGACGACAGACUCCUCAGAAUACACAGUGGCAUUCGUCACCACAGGGCCCAGUUCCACAUUAUACUCCACGUCCUCUCCCUGUCUAUCCACAUCAACAGAAUUAUCAGCCUUCUCAGUAUUCUCCUAAACAACCCCAGAUUCCUCAGACAGCUUUUCGAUCACCACCGGCAUCCCAGUGUCCCUCUCCUUUUGGCUCUCCUCAGCACCAAGUUCAACCCCCUCAGCUGAGUCAUCAGACUUCACAUGUUUUCAUGCCACCUAGUCCUUCAACUGUGCCACCCCAUCCAUAUCAUCAGCAAGCAUCCCAGACCUAUCAAAAACAAGGUAGUCACUCAGUAUCGUAUCUUCCUUAUGGUGGGCCUAGUUUAUCCAAAGGUUCCAUGAAUAAAAUAGAAAUUACCGUUGAGCCACCACAAAGACCCGGGACUGCAAUGAAUAGAAGUCCUUCUCCAAUAAGUAAUCAACCAUCUCAGCGAAACCAGCACCCACUGUAUACAGCCACCACCCCUCCUUCAAGCUCUCCAUCCAGAGGUAUGUCAGGUCAGCCCAAACCUCCGUUCAGCGUUAAUCCAGUAUAUAUUACCUACACUCAACCGACCGGACCUGCAGGUGCACCAACACAGUCUCCUCGGGUACUGGUGUCUCAGCCAAAUCCAACCAUUUUUAAAAUCACAGUAGGUCGAGCACCGACUGAGAAUCUUUUAAAUUUAGUGGACCAAGAAGAGCGUUCUGCAGCGCCAGAGCCUAUUCAGCCUAUUUCUGUAGUCCCAGGAGGUGGAGGAGAAAAAGGAAGCCAUAAAUACCAGCGAAGUUCUAGUUCUGGAUCAGAUGACUAUGCUUACACUCAAGCCUUGCUGUUGCAUCAACGAGCAAGGAUGGAGAGAUUAGCAAAGGAGCUGAAGCUUGAGAAAGAAGAACUUGAACGUCUGAAAGCUGAAGUCAACGGUAUGGAGCAUGAUCUAAUGCAGAGGCGACUUCGAAGAGUUAGCUGUACGACUGCAAUUCCAACACCGGAGGAAAUGACCAGAUUGCGAAGCCUCAACCGACAGCUCCAGAUAAAUGUUGACUGUACACUGAAAGAAGUUGACCUCCUUCAGUCUAGAGGUAACUUUGAUCCAAAAGCUACGUGCAACUUCUACGAUAACAUAGAGCCUGGUCCUGUUGUGCCACCAAAGCCAUGUAAAAAAGAGCACCAAAACAGCUCCAAACAGACUCCGCGGACUCAGCCAAGAGAUGAAGACUUUGAAGGGGCUCCGUGGAAUUGUGAUAGCUGCACCUUUCUGAACCACCCGGCCCUAAAUCGCUGUGAGCAGUGUGAGAUGCCACGGUACACCUGAGAGCAGGGAAGGGGCUGCACUGGGUCGAACACAGGCUUUCCAGCCAACAGGCGUAAGAGAAGGAAAUACAGGGAACCUUUCUGUCCAUCUGCCUAGCCUUUGCCCAUCUACAAUCUUCAUAUGGCAAGGGGUGGGGGGAAAUGUGUCAAGAAGUUUCUGCUUGUGCCACACUACACAAAUAAAUUAAGGGUGAAAUAUUUUCUUAUCUCAUCGCAGUGAGCAAAGCAGAAAAGGAUACCUGAAAAUGUAAAAGGAUUUGUUUCUGAACGAAUGUAUACAGGAAGGCAGAUAACUACUGGUAUCUAGUACUGUGGUAUAGAUACUGCUUAGUGUCUCUAAAAAAUAAAAAUAGAACUCUUGGUAAUGGUGUGAAAUAUUACAAUUAUCCAGAAAAAAAACCUGAAGAGCCAGAGCUGACUUACCUGGCCCCAGCUAGCUGGAAAACAAAGGCUCCCUGUGCUUCUAGAUUGUAAGCUACUGAAAAAGAAGACAGGUAAUUGCAACCAUAAAUUUGCAAUGUAUAGAAAACAAGGAGAAGGGUAUUCGUAAUUGCUGCUUUUUUUCAGGGUAACUUAUGUCUACAAAAAAUUGCUGUUUGAAAUAGCGACCUAAGGUGACUAAAUGAGAUACUGUAUGAGUGUUAGAGAGUGUAACCAGAGGCGAUUUUUACAAUCCCUUUUGCUUGUACAGUGCUCACCUGGCUGUAUCAACACUGGUAAUAAACUAAGAAUGAAUUCUACCGCAUUACAGAUGAAAUACUGCUGCAUGCUUUCAUUAGGCCAUGGUGUUUUAAUGCUAAAAGUAUGCUUUUAUAGAUGAUAAUCUUCUCAGACUGUACUCUCUAGCAGUACACUGAACACAUGCCAAAUGCAGACUACUCCAAAUUCAGUUUGAAAGACUUGAGCUCAGCCAUGGUUAUGUAUGAGGAGUGUUUGUACUCUGCUCCUUAGGCCUUUUCACCUUCCAGUUGGUGAAGAAUUCAUGAUGUUUACAGCACAGAAGGUACUUUGUGCCCCAGUCCGAAGUUAGCUGAAAAAUAAUUAAUCAAAUAGCUCUUCAGUAAAGAUUUAUUUGCACACUGUUAAUAAACCAGCCUGUAUAAAAUAGCAGAUGGCAGUUCUUGAAAACUCACACACUGCAUUCUUUUUAUUUUGGUCAGGAAAUAUUUGCUGUAGAUUGAAGAACACAGAAAAAACUUGCAACUGAAAAUCAUACUGGUACCUUUCCACAUAUGAUAUACUGUAUUAUAAAGGUGAUGCUUGGUUUGUUUGAAUGCUUCAGGUUGCUGUAAUAAAGCCCUCAUUAUCUGUGAAAUCCAACGUGGGUUUGGGCAGCUGAAUGGCUAUGCUGUAAAGCUGUGUGUGAGCGAGGAGGGCGUCCCUGCACGCCGCGCGGGAGCUUUGGGGCUCCCGAGGCGGCCGCGAGCAGGGGCGCCGAGUCGCCGUCGCUGGCCUUGCAGUCGUGAGGCACCGUGUGCUYGCUGAGCUCUCCAGGCAGGGCUGCCUUGCGCAGCUGCCCUUGCUCCCAGCUCGUGGCAGCCGUGCCCAUAUGGUCGACUGCCGCAGUUCACUGGAUGUGUGAUAGCGUGUGAAGCUGCGGUAGAGCAAUCUCGUGUCUGAAUCCUUGCUUAAAAGUGAGCAGCCUUUGUAAGGGGUGGGUGGAGGAAAAUGUAUCUUGACUGCAUUUCCAAUCUGGUAUCUCCUGUUCCUUUAGUUUAUAAAGGUAACAAUUAAAAAAAAAAAACUUAAAUGAGGAACUGAUAUUGUAUCCGGCAUUUUUUUCAGUAUGCUCUUGCACUAAGAAUAACUUCACCAUAAUUUGAAAUAAAUCGGUUCAUCUCCAUGAGUCCGUAAGCACCACUGAUGAGCAAAACAAAGUCAAAAGGCAUCAGAACUAGUUUCCCWUCUUCCUAAUGUUCGGUAGUAUUAUACGUGGAGCUCAUCGUGUGUCCAUGGGRGCAAGGGGAAACGUCUGGAAAUGAAGUUAGGAAAUGAUUAAUUUUGCUCAUGUAAGUGGACAGUCUGACAAAACCAAAAUAGCUAGAAAACAAAUGAGCAGAAGCAUUAUAUCUAGGAUGAGCUGUUAUCAUGAAUACUUGCUGUAUCAUGAAUACUUGAUACAAUACCAGGAACUUCAUGRCUUUUCCAUGGUGAUGCCUUUGCCUUUGUAUUAUUUCAGCUUUCUAUUCA